This is a messenger RNA of Trichomonas vaginalis G3, 2511 nucleotides long. RefSeq names its product ATP binding. Gene Ontology annotation, biological process: negative regulation of hypoxia-induced intrinsic apoptotic signaling pathway; cellular response to hypoxia; endoplasmic reticulum unfolded protein response. The transcript has a single exon. Bases 1 to 2511 code for a protein of 836 amino acids. Gene Ontology annotation, molecular function: ATP binding; ATP-dependent protein folding chaperone. NCBI's taxonomy places the organism in Eukaryota, Parabasalia, Trichomonadida, Trichomonadidae. The record is from RefSeq and is a predicted model, not a curated record. Gene Ontology annotation, cellular component: endoplasmic reticulum chaperone complex.
AUGUUUUCUUUCCUUCUUUUCUCAAAUGUCAGAUCUGUUGUGGUUGGCAUUGACUUCGGUCAUGCUAACAUCAAAGCAGGUAUGGGCAAGUUCAGUGGUGUUGUUGCUGUAAAUAACCAACAAUCCAAGAAAUUGUCACCAUCCUACUUUGCUUUCUACAAUUACUCAGAUCCAAAGAACUCCCAUCCACUCAAUGGCACACAUUGGGCUAUUGAUGAUAUCGAUAAUUGCACAUGGGACUACACAUCACUUGCCGAAAACCACGCCAAGAGACAUCCGAACAAUAUUAUCCAAAGUUUCUUCCCAUUACUUAAUGAAUCAAUUGGCCUCUCUCACAGAGAAGCUAUGGCAGCAACUCUUCGUUAUUUGUUAUUCACAAUGGACUCUGGUGUCUAUACACCAGAGAAGACAAUGCUUACAUUGUCUGUAGAACCAUUCCUUUCACGCCACGAGCGUUAUGCCCUUAAGGAAGUUGCUCGUCUCGCUAAUACAACAUUGAACUUCAUUGUUGACUCACCAACAGCUGUUGCUCACUACUACGUUCUUGGCAGAACAAAGAGACUUUCCAAUGAUAUCGCUUUCAUCGACAUUGGCGCAACAGGAACCUGGAUUUCCAUCUUCUCAUUCAGCACAAUGGGAAAGGACGUCAUCAUGAACCAGAAGGCCAUCGUUACUAACGGAACCCUCGGAGGUAACGCCAUGGAUAAGGUCGUUGGAGACCACUUAUACCAACAAUUCGUCAAGAAGUUCGGAAAGACGACCGAUUCACAGAAGGUCAUGAACAGAUUCUACACAGCCGCUCGUAUGGCCAAGGAACGUCUCUCAAUCGACAUAGAAUACACAGUUUCUAUGGAAGAUGUCAUUGACGACGAGAGAUUCGAAUACUACAUCACACGUGAAGAGUUCAACGAGCUUAUCCAGCCAUUUGCUGACUCUUUGGCCGAUUUAAUCAAAGAUGCUAUGGAAAAGGCCGGAAUUUCCAAACUCGAUACAGUCGAAGCUAUCGGUGGCAACUCCAGACCACAGCUUCUCCAUGAAGUCAUGGCCAAUGUUACUCAUGUUGGUCAGAUUUCCCAUACUCUCAACCCAGAAGAAGCCGUCAUCCUUGGUGCUACAAUUCUUGGCUCCACCAAGUCAUCAUCCUACAGAUUACCAAAGAAGAUCAAAUCAACAACCUUCUGCAACACUCAUAUCGAAGUUGAAGUCAACGGAAACAAGACAGACCUUUACAAACCAAAGGACAAAGCCGAGAAGUUCAUGAUCAGAUACUACCCACUCGCCAAAGUCAACAAUACAAACUUCACCAUCUAUGCUGACGAUGACUACGCCAGACCACUUGACAUCUUCUCCAUCAACUUCCCAGAGAACGUCACCUUCCCAGAAGAUGCAGAAGUCAUGAUCAAGUACGGAAUGGACACUUUCUCCCUCCCAGCGAUUGAAAAGAUCGAAUGCGACGGAAAGAAGCUCAACGUCACACAUUACUUCUCUGAUUGGCAGCUCAAUGAGGAGCGCUUCAACUUCUCACAGUCUUUCAUCAUGAAGAUGGAAGAAAUCGAACGCGAUAGACACAACGCUUCAUCUACAAGAAACGAAUUAGAAUUCUACUUAUUCCAGAUUCGCGAGAAGAUGGAGUCAGACGACGAGUUCAAGGAGUUCUUGUCUGAAGGAGAUAAAGUAAAUAUCACAAAGGGACUUCAGGAAGCACAAGAAUUCUUAGACAACCUCAACAAUCCAUUCGCACACUCACAAGUAUUCAGAGAUCAGCUCAACAAGUUCAAAGAUACUACAAAAGAUGUCGAAAUGAGAAUUGAAGAGUGGAAACUCAUCCCAGAGAACCUCAAAUCACUCAACAAGACAAUCAGAGAGGUCGCCAAGUACUUGAAGGAAGAAGUUCCAAAGAAGAGACCAUGGUUGGUCACUCAUUACAAAGAUACAUACGAUAACCUCGUAGAUAACUACAACCAUACUAAGGAAUGGCUCGAGGAGAACUACUACAACUUGACACACUGGAAUAAGACAGUUAAUCCAGAGACAAAGCACAACCAGAUCAAUGUCAAGCGCCAGAUUUUGGAGUUCAACAUGAAUGGUUCAAAGAGACAGAAGAAGCCAACACCAACACCAAAGGGAUGGACUCCUCCACCAGCAACACCAACUCCAACACCAUACGAACCUCCACCACCACCUCCAGAUUGGGACAGACCUCCACCACCACCAGACUUCGAUCCAGGGCCAAGACCAGAGGGAUACGAGGGAGAAUGGCCACCACCACCUCCUCCGCCUCCUCCUCGGCCUGAAGGAUGGGAAGGCGAGUGGCCACCACACCAUCACCACGAUGUUCCUCCACCACCUCCUCCACCUCCAGAGCAUGAUGUUCCACCACCACCGCCACCACCAGAACACGAUGUUCCUCCACCUCCUGAAGCUGAAAAAGUGGCAGAAAAUCAACAACGUACUGAAGAAAGAGAAAACCUUAGAGAUGAGGUGGAGAGGAAGAUCGGUGAUGACCUUUAA